CAGUACGGGACCAAGAGACGUUUCUGUCGCGCUGCAUCCAGGGAGUGUCGCGACGCGCUGCUGGAUGGAGAUGUAACCUCCUAUGACAUGGAGAAUGGGUAUACGCGUCACUGCAUCACGGACUGGAAAGAUGUGGGCAUUGUGGUCGAAUUGGGCACGUUCUGCAUGAUCAAUCACAUCCGCAUUCUGCUCUGGGACAGAGACAGCCGGGCGUACUCCUACUACGUUGAGGUGUCCGGCGACCAGACCACCCACAACACUUUGAACCGGGUAUUCCAUGUGGUGUGUCUGGAAGCCAAGCACACGGCCAAGUUGCAGCGUUUAGUUGAACAUUUUGUGGCGCCCAAGACGAACGUGGCCACCGUCGAGAUGAGCGCCAUUGUGACGGAAGGCGUGAGUCGCACCCGCCACGCGCUAAUCAACGGCGAUUAUCUGCACUACGACUGGGACUCGGGGUAUACUUGCCACCAAUUGCGCAGCGGUGUGCUCUUCUUCAGUUUGGGCCAACCCUACUAUUUGGGUUCAAUGAGGAGUUGCUUGGGGACCUCGAUGAUCGCAACUACAGCUUCUACAUCGAAAUUUCGACGAACCGCAAGGAUUGGAUGAUCGUCGACCGCCGCAACGACAGCAUCCGCUCCUGGCAGAACUUCCUCUUCACUCUGCGUCCAGUGGUCUAUAUCCGCAUUGUAGGCACACGCUACA
Drosophila mauritiana is the source of this 702-nucleotide messenger RNA. Its product is annotated as BTB/POZ domain-containing protein 9-like. Lineage: Eukaryota; Metazoa; Arthropoda; Insecta; Diptera; Drosophilidae. The transcript is spliced from 2 exons. Gene Ontology annotation, biological process: circadian behavior; modulation of chemical synaptic transmission; adult locomotory behavior. The coding region runs from base 88 to 606 and encodes 172 amino acids. The record is from RefSeq and is a predicted model, not a curated record.